This is a messenger RNA of Lingula anatina, 3989 nucleotides long. RefSeq lists its product as uncharacterized. The record is from RefSeq and is a predicted model, not a curated record. NCBI's taxonomy places the organism in Eukaryota, Metazoa, Brachiopoda, Lingulata, Lingulida, Lingulidae.
UCACCUUUCCCUGAGGUCGCCACACACAACAUGGCGUCGAGCGGAACACCGAGAGGAGGAAUGAGGCCUUCUGGAAGAUCUCCGCCUUUUGUCAUAAUUGGACUGUUUGUAGUGAUUGCAAUUUUAGCAUUCAACUACUGGAGUGUCUCUUCACGCAACAGUGAACUUUUGAGAGAAGUUUCUGAUCUCUCUAUGAAAUUAAGACUAGCGACUCAGAACAAGUUGAGCAUUGAAAAACGGGCGGAGGCCUUAUUGAGCCAAAUGAAAGAAAAUGAAGACAAUCUCAAAGUAGUUCAGAAAGAAUCGAGCCAGAAACUUGUAGAGAACAACGAUCUGAGUACGCAGAUUAGUCAUUUAAAGGAUGAAAUUGAUAAACACAAGCAAGAAACGGGUACAUGUAGAGAUGAAGUGUCAGUAUGCAGAAGCAAUUUGACCACCGUUGCAAAUGCUAUGGAAAAACUACUUGGUGACUAUAAGCAGACAUUAGGUGAACUGGAGCAAGCAAAAGAUAAGGCGAGAACAGCUGUAUCACAAAGCACUAACUGUGAAGAGCCUCUACAGCGACAGAGGAAAAAGUUCCAGGAUGUAAUCACCAGGGACUAUGGUUCCCCAAUCUGGCAGAGAAUUGAAAGUUUGCUCCAAGGACAGCAAUUGCCUGAUCCACAAAAUCUCCCCAAUGCUCAGCAAGGCCAACCACAGCAGCAAUCUGCUGGUCAGUUUGAUAACCAGCAACAAGGGAACAAUCCAGCAGCACAGCAGCAAGGUGGCCAGUUUCCACAGCAAGGUGGACAGGUUGGCCAGUUUCAGCCACUUGAACAACAGCAGGGGAAUGGACAGCAGCCAGCUCAGGAUCUGUCUGGUCAGAAUGUGCAGGGACAGUUCCAGCAAAACCAAGGCCAAUUGACACAGCAACCUCAACAACAGCAACAACAACAACAACAACAGCAGCAAGGUUUAAAUGGGAAUUUACCAUCUCAGCAAGGCUAUCAGGAUGGUGAAACUGGUCAGGAAUUACCUUGGGAAGUUAGUGGAACAUAUAACAGUAAUAGUCAGGGAAUUCGUCAUGGUGGUAAUAAUCUUGGUGGUCAGGAGUCAUCUGGGUCUUAUUUGGCUGCUAAUACUUCCCCUUUCAAGCAUUUUGUUGUACCUGGUCAGCAUUCUCCACCUCAAAACCAUCUCAAUUCUCCACCAGGAGCAGGACAGCCCUAUGUUUAUCAGAAUCCCCAAGGUGGUUAUGAGUCACCAGGUGCAAAUGCAAACUACGUCGUUAACCCAAUGGGAAGACAGCAGCCAGGAACUGUGGGGCUUCCAGCAGAAUUUGGCCAACCUGUUGAAACUGCUUAUCAGGCUGUUUCCAGGACUGGUGACAUUGACAGUGGCCAGGGUCUGGCCCCCAUUUUACAGCAGCCUGUUGAAUCGAAUGCCAUUCCCCCAAACACUGUCCACUCAGCGCUAGAGUUCAAUGCUGCCAAUGGUAACAUGGCGUCCCCUAUAAUUGAGAACAACCCACCUGGAUCUGAAGGUGUUUUGCCAUACCCUCAGAGUGGAGAUGCCAACCCCCCUGGGAGUUCUUUCAGCAAUGAAAUCAAUGCACCUUUGGAAUCUGCCCUGAAACCUCCAGUUGUUGGUCAACCAGACGAAGAAAGCACUAGCAGUCACACAGACCAGCCUCAAGAAUUUGAUACAUCUUCCGACGACAGUGAUAUUCAAACAACAACAGGUAGUUCCAUAUCUGUGUCCCAAGGUGGUGGUCCUAUAUCAAACAGCAACAGGACUGACAAUAACAAUAGGACUUCCAGUGUAGAUAAUCAGAAUUCCCAUGUGGGUGAAGGGAAAAAUGAUACAUAUACAGGCAACUCUCCACACUCUCAGAAUGUGUCUGUACAGACAGGGGGAGCCAGAAAUAAGACAAAAAGUGUAAACACUCCAGAAGAGAGUAAAGCAGAUGGUGAACAGGCACCAGGCGUAACAGAAAGUGUUGGUCAGGGACAAGCACCAGCUGGUUCCCAGGGACAGGUUGAAGCUGGCAAUAGAAUACAAACUUUAGAUGGUACUAUAGGGCAAGCUACAGCUGGCGGUAUGGGACAGGCACCAGAUGGCAGUAAGGAACAGGCACCAGAUGGCAAUAUGGGACAGGCACCAGUGGGCAAUAUGGGACAGGCACCAGGUGGCAGUGUGGGACAGGCACCAGGAGGCAAUGUGGGUCAGGCACCAGGGGGCAAUGUGGGACCAGCACCAGGUGGCAGUGUGGGACAGGCUCAAGGUGGUAACAUGAAACAAGCACCAGUUGGCAAUAUGGGACAGCCACCAGCAGGUCAUGAAAAGGAUAAGUUUGAAGAAGAAAUUGAUAACCAUUCAAAAGAAGAUGAAAAUCAAGAUUUGAAAUUCAAACAGAACCCCAAUGAUAUUCCACCAGGAGUAGAUAUUAAAGCUGCUGAGGACAGUAUAGACGAGAUGAAGAGAAACAUGGAGGGAGGACCUGCACAGUAGAAUUCAGAAUGCAUUCAUCUCACAUUUUUUUAAGGCUUUAGGGCAAAAAUUUUGACUGCUUUUUUUUAUUCUCCAAAAAUUAAACAUGUGGCAGAUACAUUUGUCAUUAACUCAAUGGAUGUUUAUACAGUACCAAAUUGGCAAUCAUACUUUUCCUAAUGAUUUAGCUAAUUUAACUUGAGCUUGAGAAUAUAAUGUUAUAUAUAUUGUUAUAUACAUAUAUAUUGCUCAAGCUCAAAUUACGUUGGCAUUCUUGAAAACCUAAGCCAUAUGGUUUCAGUCUUUGGUUGCGCAUUUCAAAUUUUCAGUGUAGCCAUUUGAACUGAUAAUAGUGCACAUUUUUUCUCUUGAAAUUUAAGUAUUGUAAAUAAAUCGGGGGGUUUAAAGGAGUUUAUUUUUAUAUCACUGUCAGAUACUUUUGUUAUGCUUUAGUUGUAUGAAAUAUGUUAGUACUUUAUCUCGAGGCAAUAGGUAGUUGAUAGCAGCACAUAUUGUACUUAGCAUAUAUGGGGAUACUGAAUUCUUUUUUGUUUUGACAGGGAAAAAAUGCUGUAUUGGGCCUUUUCAUUUUACCUGUUAUAGGUGGUAAAAUGUGAAUAGCGGUAAUAUGGUCUUUGCUUUAACAUUCCAUUAUAUUGUGGUGCAGUUGUGAUAAAUAUCAUGAUCCAGACUACAUAGUAAUUUGGGAUAACAUGUUCUGUGAUAUUUGCACAAUCAUCAAAAAUGAUAUUUUACAUUAAAUAUUUACUAUGAUGAGGGAGUUAAAGGUAUUCGGUAGUUGCAGCCAAUGGCUCAAAUAUAAAGAGAAUAGUUGUGUAAAAAGGUCCUUUUUGUUUGUGGAUGGAAAUGUUGGGGUUUUAAGUGAAUGGACACUUAUUUGAUUCAUUUAAAGGUUGUUUCUUUUGCUUUUAUUUUAUUUUUGUCCUAGGUUAAUGAAAAAAGACAAGGAGAAAGGUCAUUAUUUUCAUUUAGUUUAUUAUGAUCUUCUUGUCUCUUUCUUCUCUCCCUUGCUCUCCACAAAUCUUGCAGAAAUAUCUUUUCAAGUUGCCAUAAUGUAUAUUUUACUGUUUAAUGCUAAUCGGCUUAGUGUGUUUUUGUUUUUGUGCAGUUGCUUUGGAAGUCUUUGUCAGCUUUUUAUGAGCAUUUAGACGUCUCUGUCGUUAAAGUUGGAAUAGUUUUAAAGAGCAUUUAUGUAUGAUUACACUGGUAGCAUUCAACUCAGAGUUUUUAAUUGCAAACCAAUGCAUUCCCUGGUGUUUGCAUUUGUUUUCAGAGAACAUUUUAUAAAUCGAAGCAAAGGAAAUAGGCUCACAUCUCUUCAAGCUAGUAUUGGAUAUGUUCUUUUUGCAAAUUUUCUUGUCUUUUAAAUGAAUAUACUUGUAUAUUAUAAUUUUUUUUUUUGGUAGAUCAGACAACCAUAGCUUCAAAAUGAUUAUUUUUGAAGAGGGAGUGGUAUCUUUUUGUAUAAAAACUGCCUUCAAAUAAAAAUAUGGGAAGAA